Molecule: messenger RNA, 3495 nt
Organism: Melitaea cinxia (Glanville fritillary)
Lineage: Eukaryota; Metazoa; Arthropoda; Insecta; Lepidoptera; Nymphalidae
Gene: l(2)gl
Product: lethal(2) giant larvae protein homolog 1
Exons: 26
Coding region: 58-3378 (1106 amino acids)
Biological process (GO): regulation of protein secretion; regulation of Notch signaling pathway; regulation of establishment or maintenance of cell polarity
Cellular component (GO): plasma membrane; cytoplasm; cortical actin cytoskeleton
Molecular function (GO): syntaxin binding; myosin II binding; GTPase activator activity
Source: RefSeq, a predicted model, not a curated record
CAGUCGGCUUUCCGGUGCCGGUUAGGAUACUAGUGUUCGCUCUUCUAGUAUGCAAUCAUGGCCGGCAGAAUGCUAAAAUUUAUACGUGGGAAGGGCCAGCAGCCCUCUGCAGAGAGACAGAAACUACAAAAUGAGCUGUUCGCCUUUCGCAAGACAGUCCAACACGGCUUCCCACACAGAGCUUCAGCCCUAGCCUGGGACCCUUUAUUACGACUCGCCGCCCUGGGAACUGCGUCAGGAGCCCUCAAAGUGUAUGGAAGGCCAGGCGUCGAACUUUACGGCCAGCACACAAAUCCAGAUUCGGCCGUAACACAGAUACAUUUUAUACCCGGCACAGGCCGUUUAAUAUCACUAUGCGACGAUAACAGUCUACACUUAUGGGAAAUAAACGAAAAAUCCCUUGUAGAACUAAAGUCGCACGCUUUCGAAGGCAAGAACAAAAAGAUAUCGUCGAUAUGCGUGGAGUCUUCAGGAAAGAACCUGCUCCUCGGCACAGAGGGAGGGAACCUCUACAGCAUCGACUGCAACGCGUUCACACUCAGCGAGGACGUUAUUUAUCAAGAUGUAGUCAUGCAAAACUGUCCCGAAGACUUCAAAGUGAACCCGGGUGCAGUGGAAUCAGUCUGCGAACACCCAAAAACACCGAGUCGUAUCCUCAUCGGCUACAACCGUGGUCUGGUAGUGCUCUGGGACAGGGUGGCUGCGGCGCCCACACACACCUUCGUCUCUAACCAGCAGUUGGAGAGUUUAUGCUGGAAUGAUGUUGGAGGUGAACACUUCACGUCAUCACACAACGACGGUUCAUAUGUGACUUGGGAGGUGGCGGCCGCGGCGAGCGACCGGCCGCUCAAAGAGCCCGUCACGCCCUACGGGCCCUACCCCUGCAAGGCCAUCUCCAAGAUUCUCACCCGGACCAGCGUGGACGGCGAUGAGAUUAUUAUAUAUGCAGGAGGCAUGCCCAGAUCAUCAUAUUCUGACAAGUACACUGUUACCGUACAACAGGGCGAAAAACACGUUGCCUUCGAUUUCACAAGUCGUGUGAUAGAUUUCUUCACAACAACUCCUGUACCUCCAGACGGAGUACCUCUACAAGAAACAAGACCAGACACCCCUGCACAAAUUCAAGUGCAGACAGUCAACCAAGUGGCUGCUUGCUUGGUGGUGCUGGCCGAGGAGGAACUGGUGGUGCUGGACCUGUGCGACGCGCGCUGGCGGCCGCUGCGCCUGCCCUACCUCGUGUCCGUGCACGCGUCCGCCGUCACUACGGCGCAGCUCGUCGACAACGUGGCCGACGGCGUCUACGAGAACAUCGUGGCCGCCGGCCAACAGCAAAUAGAGAAUGUUUACUCCGAAGGCCAGUGGCCGAUAUCCGGUGGUAUUGUAGAAACCCCCGAGCUCACGGACAGACAAGUGCUUCUUACUGGACACGAAGACGGUUCGGUGCACUUCUGGGACGUCACAGGAGUUGUUAUGACACCUCUCUACAAAUACACCACCGCACCAUUGUUUAGCGGUGAGGAGAUUGGCGAGAAUAACGAUAGUCAAAACGACGAAGAAGAAUGGCCGCCUUUCCGAAGAGUUGGAAACUUUGACCCAUACAGUGAUGACCCACGACUUGCUGUUAAACGAGUUUUACUAUGUCCUCUGUCGGGUAUGCUGACAAUUGGUGGUGCGGCUGGACACAUUGUUAUCGCUAGCUUAAAGACAACACCUAGCACGGCAGAAGUUAAGUCAAUCCCGGUUAAUAUCGUAUCAGAUAGGGAUGGAUUUGUGUGGAAGGGACACGACCAGCUGACAUUACGCUCCGGUCCACUCACAUUCCCGGCUGGCUAUCAGGCCAGCGCGGUGGGGCAGCUGAGCCCGCCGGCCGCGGUGACGGCGCUGAGCGCGCAGUGGGAGUGGGGCGUGGUGUGCGCGGGCACGGCGCACGGCCUGGCGCUGCUCGACGCGCUGCGCGUGGCGCCGCUCACGCACAAGUGCACGCUCAACCCGCACGAUCAUUCCGGCGCUGGUGAUACGCCAAUUUCAAGACGGAAAUCUUUUAAGAAAUCCCUAAGAGAAUCGUUUAGACGUUUACGAAAGGGUCGAUCGCAGAGACGUCAAACAACAACGUCUGCCAGUCCUACGUCACCAACACAGACGGGCGCCAAGCGGGCGGCGGACAAGCCGAGCGACGCGGACGCGGACGUGAAGCCGGUGGAGCGCGCGGUGGAGGCGCGCUCCACGGACGACGCGUUCGGCUCCAUGGUGCGCUGCCUUUACUUCGCACGCACCUUCCUCGUCAGCGCACAAAAUUCGACGCCAACUCUAUGGGCGGGAACGAACAACGGUACAGUGUAUGCGUUUACGAUACACGUUCCCAACACGAAUAAACGAAAAGAGGAGCCUGUCACAUGUCAACUUGCAAAGGAAAUUCAGUUAAAACACAGAGCACCCGUCAUUGGCAUCACAGUGUUAGAUGGAGCUGCAGUACCGCUGCCUGAUCCAUUAGAGGUGGAGCGCGGAGUGUCGCCGCUGCCGGAGAGCGGCGCGCACCGCGUGGUCAUCACGUCGGAGGAGCAGUUCAAGGUGUUCACGCUGCCCGCGCUCAAGCCGCACCACAAGUACAAGCUCACGGCGCACGAGGGCGCGCGGGUCCGGCGCACCGCGUUCGCGUGGUUCGAGUGCACGGGCAGCGCAGGCGAGAAGCACAAGGAAUGGUGCCUGCUGUGCCUCACCAACCUGGGCGACUGCCUCGUGCUGUCGCCCGACCUGCGCCGCCAGCUCAACGCGGCCGCCGUGCGCAAGGAGGACAUCAAUGGUAUUUCCAGUCUGUGCUUCUCGAAACGAGGCGAAGCUCUCUAUCUUCACUCAUCCUCAGAACUACAGAGGAUCACACUAUCUGCUACAAAGGUGACGAUAGCGCAAUGCCACGUGUUACUAUCGCCGUGGGCUGCAGCUUUACGCGGUCCACAAGAAGAAGUGCCGUUAACUAAUGGAGAACACAAGGAAGAAACCCCGGUAGAAGCACACGAUGUGACAGCCGCUUCCGGUGACAUCACGGUGGACUCUGUACGGGACCACGCUGCAGAGGCACCCGAGCUGAAUAUCAACCUGCAGAAUUCGCAAGUGAACACGACAUCCAUGGUCGUAAAGACAACAACAAGAACGAUGGUGAAUGACAACAACACUGAUGGAGGCGUCACAACAACUACAACCACAACAACGAACUCCACCAAUGAGAACAUCCUAGAGCACAGUCGCGAGGAGGGAGUCAUCACUCGCAUCGAGACGGGCACCGUGACGGUCCCGGCCGGCACCGACCCCAAGCUGAUCCUGGAGAUGUUUGACCGCCAGCGCGCGCCGCUCGCCGUGCCCGUGCCGCCCGCCGACUCCUAACUAACUGCGUCACCGACCUUCAAACUCGACAGCCCGGUCCCUGCAUUCGGAAAACUCGUUCAAAAUUAAAAUCAUUAAUUAUUUUAUUCGAAUAGGCAUAUAUUGUAAUAAUCGUAA